Messenger RNA from Huiozyma naganishii CBS 8797, 1161 nucleotides. RefSeq lists its product as uncharacterized. The record is from RefSeq and is a predicted model, not a curated record. The transcript has a single exon. Gene Ontology annotation, cellular component: Golgi apparatus; endoplasmic reticulum. The coding region runs from base 1 to 1161 and encodes 386 amino acids. Gene Ontology annotation, molecular function: phosphoenolpyruvate transmembrane transporter activity; antiporter activity. Lineage: Eukaryota; Fungi; Ascomycota; Saccharomycetes; Saccharomycetales; Saccharomycetaceae. Gene Ontology annotation, biological process: phosphoenolpyruvate transmembrane import into Golgi lumen.
AUGUUGACUCGGCUGCGUCCAUAUCUGCAUAUCGUGAUAUUGUGCCUUAUUUGGUAUAUUAUCUCGUCAUUGGGCUCACAGGUGACCAAACAAAUAUUGACGGUCAGUGCAUUGCCUCUCUUCCUCGGAGAGUUCCAAUUCAUAUACACAGCAUUACUGGCUGCCGCCUCAUGCUGUUUGGCUUAUUCAUAUCCGUACUUCUACGAUAUGUUUCCUGCUGGAACUUUCCCGGAGUAUUCCUGUAAGCAGAUAACAACGCGACGGGGAGCAUCGGUUAUAACAAGACCAUCGGCGCAUAUCGUCCAGACCGUAUUACCGCUAGGUGUAUUUCAAUUUGUUGGGAAAUAUUUUGGUCACACAGCAACGUCGUUAGUCCCUGUCUCUACAGUGGCCAGCAUCAAAACUGUAUCUCCUGUUUUCAUUCUCUUGAUUCAAAAAAUACUUAGGAUUGAAACAUUAAGGUUCGAUAUUAUCCUGUGUUUCAGCUUAUCGUGUUUGGUGUCUGGUGUUUGGAUUAUAGUUGCUGAGGACAGUAAACACUACGAAAGUAAAGGAAAGUCUUCUAAUUACUCCUCAUGGGGUGUUCUUUGUGCGAUUAUUUCUAUGUUCAUAUUUGUUGGACAAAACAUAUACGGGAAGAAGGUAUUUACUUUCAAAAGCAAAGUGACCAAGUUGAAAAACGAGCCCGAGAGAGAAGAUUCGCCAUUGCCCAUUUAUUCUGAAUUAAAGCCAAGGGGAGAAGAAAUUGGGAAGAUCAAGUAUGAUAAGAUGACUCUGAUGAUUUACAUCUCGUCCGUCGGCUUUUUAUUAUCCUUUGGCUGGUUUAUGACUCUAGAGUUCCCAAUUGUCUGGGGAUAUCUGAUGCGAGGGAAACCGUCGCCCCUAAUUCAAGUCUUCCCUUGGAAAUUGUAUCUGUUAAACGGUACCUUGCAUUUCCUCCAGGCUAUGAUCGCAUAUCAUCUGCUCGGCGAGGUUUCUACUUUGACAUACUCGAUUGCAAACCUGAUGAAGAGAAUAGCGAUUAUCUCUGUCAGUUGGUUGUUUGUUGGUCGCCCAAUCACAUUUUUUCAAGUAUUUGGGUUACUGAUGAAUACAUUAGGACUAUUCUUAUAUGAAAAAUGUAGUAGUGACAGGAAGAAAACUAAAUUACGUCCCGACUAA